Molecule: messenger RNA, 676 nt
Organism: Thecamonas trahens ATCC 50062
Lineage: Eukaryota; Apusomonadida; Apusomonadidae
Product: S-phase kinase-associated protein 1
Exons: 1
Coding region: 16-528 (170 amino acids)
Biological process (GO): SCF-dependent proteasomal ubiquitin-dependent protein catabolic process
Cellular component (GO): nucleus; cytoplasm
Molecular function (GO): cullin family protein binding
Source: RefSeq, a predicted model, not a curated record
GGGCGACGAGAAACGAUGUCUGGCGACCACGACAUGGUGAAGCUGAUCUCCUCGGACGGCCACACGAUUGAGGUGCCGGAGGACAUUGUCCGCAAGUCGCAGACUCUGCAGAACACUCUGGACGACCUUGCCAAGGACCAAUUGGAGAACGGCAUUCCGCUCGCCAACGUCACCCACGCCAUCCUCACCAAGGUUGUCGAGUGGUGCACCCAUCACAAGGACGACCCGCCUCCGCCCGAGGACGAUGACGCCCGCACCCGCCGCACCGACGACAUCACCCCCUGGGAUGCCGACUUUUGCAAGGUGGAGCAGACCGUGCUCUUUGAGCUCAUCCUCGCCGCCAACUACCUCGACAUCAAGGGUCUCCUCGACCUCUGCUGCAAGACCGUGGCCAACAUGAUCAAGGGCAAGUCGCCGGAGCAGAUCCGCCAGACCUUCAACAUCAAGAACGACUUUACCCCCGAGGAGGAGGAACAGGUCCGCAAGGAGAACGAGUGGUGCGAGGAGGCCGGCUCCACCGGCAAGUAACUCGCCGGCGCGAGACCGAGCCAUCUCUCCACUCUCCCAUUUCCCCUCACCCUGCUGCCUCCUGGCCGGCGACCGCGCUCAUGGUGAGCGCCCCCUCCCCCCAUCCUCCCUAACCCGCCCCAACCCGCCACAUCACCCAUUCCACACA